Messenger RNA from Stegastes partitus (bicolor damselfish), 2491 nucleotides. RefSeq names its product microtubule-associated protein tau b (gene maptb). The record is from RefSeq and is a predicted model, not a curated record. The transcript is spliced from 9 exons. Gene Ontology annotation, biological process: microtubule cytoskeleton organization; neuron projection development. Gene Ontology annotation, cellular component: neuron projection. Gene Ontology annotation, molecular function: microtubule binding. Lineage: Eukaryota; Metazoa; Chordata; Actinopteri; Pomacentridae. The coding region runs from base 28 to 1665 and encodes 545 amino acids.
GUGGAGGAGAAAGAGGAGCCCACCACGAUGGAGAAACAAGUGGAGGAGGAGAAAGAGGAGCUCUCCAUGAUGGAGAAACAGGUGGAGGAGGACAAAGAGGAGCUCUCCAUGAUGGAGAAACAGGAAGAGAAGAAAGAGGCGCCCUCUAUGAUUGAGAAACAGGAGGAGAAAGAUGAGCCCUCUAUGAUGGAGAAUCAGGAGGAGAUGCCAGGAGAAGAGAAAGAGAGGGAGAAGGUUCAACUUCAGGGUCCAUGCUCCUCCUACACACCUCCUCCUGAAGACGAAAGAGGAGCUGAAGAAAAGGAGGAGAACGUGAAAAGAGAAGAACAGAAAGAGGAGGUUCAAUCUGAGAGUCCACCUUCACAGGAGGAGCAGGAAGGAGAUGAGGAAGAGGAAGCUGGAGUCAGAGGAGAGGAACAGAUGAAGGAGGAGACAGAGGUGUUGACGGAGGGGAGGGAAGGUGUGAUGACAGAAGAGGAGGUGCAUCAGACAAAGACUCCCAGCUCCUCCUCCACACCUCCUCCAGGUGAAGCCGGAGCUGAUGAAGAGGAGAAAGAAGCUGUGGUGGACAGAGGGGAUGAGUCCGAGGAGCUCCACCCGCCCCAGGAGGCCCCUGACAGUAAAACGAGUGCUCCCAACCUUACUGAGCCUCCUGCUGAAGAGGAGCUGGACGUCCAGGAGGGGGAAACAAACACACCGAUCCACCAAACUCCGCCUUCAGCAGACCUGAAGGCCCUUGCUGACGAACCGAGCGCUCCUCUGAGCAACGGCCUCCUCAGCAAACAGAGAGACAAGUCUUUGACUCCUGCAGCUGCACCUCCAUCCACAGCCAAAGCUCCACCGGCAGGAGCUUCCCCGAAGAGGAAAACCAGCACCUCCUCCUCCUCCUCUAAACAGGCUGCUGCAGUCCGGAAAACAGGCGCUCCUCCUCCACUGAGGAAAGGAAAAUCAGCUGGAAAGGAUCCUGCUGAUGAAACCAUGAAGGCCUCCAGGACAGCAGGAGGCGCCAGAGCAGCCAAGAUGAUCUCAGCCAAGAGUACAGAGUCAGUUGACGGCGUGAACAGUCCAGGAAGUCGCUCUCCUGCCAGUCGAUCGUCCACUCCGAACAGAGACAUCAAGAAGGUCGCGGUGGUCCGGACCCCCCCUCGGUCUCCUGGUGCUGCUCGUGGGCGGACGCCCCCCCUCCCCUCCCACCCAAUGCCUGACCUGAGCAACGUGAAGUCAAAGGUCGGAUCCACGGAGAACCUGAAGCACUCCCCUGGAGGAGGCAAGGUUAACAUCGUCCACAAGAAGCUGGAUCUCAGUAACGUGACGUCAAAGUGUGGCUCUAAAGACAACAUCCGCCACAAACCAGGUGGGGGGAGAGUGGAGAUAAAGUCGGAGAAGGUGGACUUCAAAGCGGUUCAGUCUAAAGUGGGUUCUCUGGAGAACGUCACUCAUGUUCCAGGAGGAGGGAAGAAGAAGAUCGAGAGUCAGAAGCUGAGUUUUAGAGAGACCGCCAAAGCUCGAACCGACCACGGUGCUGAGAUCAUUGUCCAGGCUGACUCCUCCCCUCCUCACCUUAGCAACACUUCCUCCCCUGGAAGCCUUAAUGCGGCUGAAGCUCCGCCCCUUGACACGCUGGCUGACCAGGUGUCUGCCUCCCUCGCCAAACAAGGCCUGUGAUUGGAUAACCCUGUGCCUGCAGAUUCCGCCCCCUCCUGUUACCAAGGAAACCGCCUGAACAAAGAAAGAAAAAAAACUCAUCAUUCAGCCUUUUUCGUCAUCACAUUCACCUGAAGUCACUGACGAUCAGAGAGAUUUUAUGAUGUACAAGUGAACAGUCAAUCACGGUUUGUCAGGCCGGGUGCAGCCUCGCUCCAUGACAAGAGGUGAAGCUGGCAGAAAGUGUUUCUCCAGCUGAUUUGUGCUAAGCUAAGCUGAGCUGAACACAUGUCAGAGCUUCAUUUGAACUUGGAGAGUAAAACUUUAGAUGUUUCAGAAUAUCUCAGAUCUUUAUCUCUGCAGCAACCACAGCAUGCUAACUGACCACACAGUUAGCAUGGUUAUUUAGCUUGUUAGCAUUACUGAUUAGCCUACUAACUGUACUGAUUUACCUGUUAGCAUUAUUAAUUAACCUGCUAACAAUAAUGAUUAGCCUACUAACAAUACAGAUUAGCCUGUUAGCAUUAUUGAUUAGCCUUCUAACGAUACAGAUUAGCCUGUUGGCAUUAUUGAUUAGUCUACUAAUACUGAUUAGGCCAUUAGCAUUACUGAUUAGCCUGUUAGCUUUGUUCAUAGAAUCUCCCUGAUCACUGAACACCUCUCUGAUGUCACCUCUCUCAGUAAAUCACCAUCUCUUCUCCCCUGUGAUCCCCCUCCCCACCCCAAACAUUAAAAAUGACCCAGAAUGCCAUUUCAUACCAGGUGCCAAAACCAUCGUGUCGGUCUCUGCCUGUCGGCUGUUAAAGUGCUUUGUACCAAUAAAGUUUGUCCUGGAUCUGAACUGAAA